This is a messenger RNA of Portunus trituberculatus (swimming crab), 4016 nucleotides long. It is a transcript of the gene lig, whose product is annotated as protein lingerer-like. Gene Ontology annotation, molecular function: protein binding. The record is from RefSeq and is a predicted model, not a curated record. Lineage: Eukaryota; Metazoa; Arthropoda; Malacostraca; Decapoda; Portunidae. Gene Ontology annotation, cellular component: cytoplasm; nucleus.
UUAUAGUAAUGUAUUUUCAUUUCCUUUACAGCACUUGUAUAUACAAAGUGUACAUAAAUUAGCUUGUUAAGAUGAGCUCCGGAGGCAGAGGCAGCCGGGGCAACAAAGGUUCACGGAUAAGUGGCGGUGAGCGCAGCACUGACAGCAACAUCGCCACACAGAAGCAUCAACAACAGCAGACGACACCUUUGCAACCACAGAAAAUGGACAGCCAGACAUCAGACAAAAGCAAGGGAGGGGAUGCUGUACCACACAAGAUUGCCCCCACUGCUGAGCAACUGCGCAUUGCCCAGAUGAUUGACAAUUCGCGCACCGAGCCAGAAAAACUGCUCCAGGAGAAGAUCAAUCAGGUGAUGCAGUUCACCAGUGUAACCUCUGAUGAUGCAAUGGUUGCUCUACACGACUGUGAUAAUGAUGUGAAUGCUGCUAUUGACCUGCUGUUGGAGGGGGAUGAUCAGGGCAAGUGGCAAGAGUCUACAAAGAAGAAGAAGAAACCGGUGACUGGCAAGACCACUGAAACUGAGAGCAACAAGGAGAACCGACGAGUCAAUUCUCGGGAACGUAGUGGGUCACGGCCUAGGGGUGGUGGCCCACCAAGGUUCAGAGGACGAGGUGGUGGCAGCGGUCGAGGUGGUCGAGAAAGUGAAAACUUUGAAGGUCCUGGCCGUGGUGACAGCACACGGCGUGGCAGGCUGACCAAUGGGACAGCAGCAACCAGGGGUAGAGGAGGACGGGGCCGGGGCUCAUCCAUGGGUCCACGAACAUUCCAGAACAGGCAGGCUCCCAGCUUCCCUGACUCCAUUGACACCUGGGGCCCUCCCUGUGAUGACAAAACCACCCAAAAUAGUCUCAAGAUAGGUCUGCAUAGUGUGGUAACAAGUAGCCUGGCAAGCAGUAUUAGCAACAGCAGCAGUGUGUUGAACAAAGGGGUCACCAUACCUACAGUGACAUCUUGCCUUUCGUCGCGGCCAAAGACGCAGAGACCUCGGAUACCCCAGGCGUCCAAGAUACCACUGUCUGCUGUUGAGAUGCCAGAGGAUGCUAUGGCUGCACUUGAUGUGCAGUUCAGUGGCUUGGAGUUUGGGACUGAGACUCUGGACUUCACUGCUGAGGUGAAGACCAGCUCAAGUGCAACUGGUCUUGUCAGUACCACUCCUGUCAAUGCUUGUGAUCCAACCUCUUCCACACCUCCGGCCACCAAAGAUCUCACCUCUGCAUCAUUAUCUUCUUCAUUACCACAGACACAAAAGCUUGGACCUGAGCCCAUUCCAUUCCCUGCCUCUCAAACGGGUGAACGGAAGCCCUCUGGGGGUGCCUUUGUGUCUGGAACUCAACGAGGUAGUGGUGCCAGCAAUACUGCUACACCCCAAGGCUUGCCAGACCUGACCAAGAAUGAGACUGGUGGUAACACAGGUGGCCUAGGAAGCUUGGUGGGGUCUGCUGGCCCAUCUUACCAGCCCUACACCAGCUCCAAGUCCUCCUCCUCCUUCCCAUCCCCACCCUCUGCUCCAUACUCACAGACACCUUCACAGAAUUCUUACACAAGCAGCAAUCAACAAGGAAGCAGUGGGACCAACAGUAGCAGUGCCAGUGGCUUUAACAAUAGCAACAGUAGCACAGCAGGAUCUAACAAUAACAGCAGUUCAAGCACCAAUCAAACAGCAGGAGGAUAUGGAUCCAACUUCUCUGCACAGGCAACAGGUGCAGGGAACAGCAGUAGUCAGUACCAGAACAGCUAUGUUAAUGCCUCUAGUCACUCUCCUCUUGUGUCCAUCUCUACACCCAAACCUUUGGCUGGUCUUUCGACAACUACAGUCAAGGACACCACACAGAGUUAUGGAGAGCAGACAUCAACUGGAGGAUCGGCGUACUCAAGCACCUUAUCUACCAGUGCACCCGUUAGCAGCAGUACUACAAGUAACAGCACGGGUCCUGUAGCAGCCCUCUCAGCAUCCCUUAAUUCAACCUCAACUCACCCAGUUCAGCCUUCAAAACCAUCUGUCCCAGGUAAAGUUAUCAGUGGCUUGAGUGGAGCAGUGCCUCCUGGUGUGCACCAUCAGCCACCCCACAUGCAUCAACAUCAGCAGGCACAACAACACCAGGCCCAGCAGACACCACAACAUCAGCAGCAGCAGCAGCAGCAGCAACAGCAAAAGCACAGCAUGAUGAUGUUCACAAUCGUUUCUGCAGCUCUUCAAGGAGCUCUCCCACCUGCAUUCUACACAGGCUUGCAGCAGCCCAUGUAUUCCCUUGAAGACUUCCAGCUCCUACAGCAGCGAAUGCCUCACAUGCAGGCCCCUACAAGCCUAGCAACUGGUCGAGAUGGAAGUAUGACUUCAGCAGCAUAUUCAGUGGCUGAUGCUAAAUUUCGGACAGACCAGAAUUCCUCACCAGUUCCCUCCACUAUGAAUCAGCAAGGUGCUCAGGCAGGUGGGACUUACAUCACUGCUACAGGCAAUGCAGCGAUGCCUCCUUUCUAUAUGUAUCACAACAUGGCAGCCGUCCCCAGCACAUUCCCGCAGUAUGGGGCACCCACUGCCAUUAUCCAGAUACCUCCGGUCACCAAUACCCACACAGGCACCAAUACAAAUCAGUUUCCAACAGCCCCAAAACUCCAGUAUGGUACUGGAAACUACUAUGAUAACUUGACUCAGACUCAGGACUUCAAGACUGGCUAUGGAUCAGCAAAUCAGAGUCAGAACAAGGGUGCUGGGGCAACAUCUGGUUCAGCCAGCAAUUCUGGCACAGAUCUUGGAGGAUACAAGAACCAUCUCAGCAAAAUGGGACGGUCUUACGAUAAGCAAGGAUUCCACACUGGGACUCCCCCACCAUUCAACCUUGCCAGCUCUGGAACAAAUCCCAUGACUGCAAAUGCAUACACCCCCAUGUUCAUCCCCACCAUGCCUGCUGCACAGCAUCACUCACCUCUCAUGCAUCAUCAGCUCCAUCAGGAUGGUGGUAGUUCCGGAGGCCAGCGUGCAGGGAGUACUGGAGGACAGAACAAGGGUGGUUCCAAACCCUCAUAUGGGGGUUCUUACUGGGGCACCAACUGAGGGGAGGUAGAAAGCUACUCUAUCUCUCCUACCUUAGGCUCACCCUGCCUUAGGCCCACAAUGAAACAUUGACAAGGGUGACCCACUGUAAUCCACAUCAUGGUGAGUCUGCUGUUGUUUGGCCAGCCUCUAAUCUCAUCUACGAUAAAGGUGCCUCAGCAUCCGGAGCAUCAAUUUGUCAAUUAGAUGUGAAAAUGCGCUCACAGAAGUUUUUGAUUUAAAAAGUGUUUGCUUGGAUGUACAAGGGUCGUAUUGUAGGUGUUUUCAUUAGUGCAAAAUACUAAUUUAUAGGAUUUGCUUUUCUUACCACAAGUUUAGAAAUUAAAAAUGUGUGAGGGAAGCAGGUCCUAACCCUUAGAGGUUAUACUUUAUGUGAAGUCGUCCAAAGUGAUGUAAAAGAAGAUAACAUAUUUAGCAUUUGUGGCAAUGGUGUAUUCAGUCUUGCUCUUUUCACUUGUAAAUAACAGAUGCCACUGAAUAAACCAUGGGCGCAGGUCCUCACUGGCAUGGUGCAUUUCUCUUGCAACCUCUCACUCCCACUCCUUUUUAUAUUUAAAUAAAUUUUACAAAUUGUAUGUUGGGUGAUAGGAUUUGGCAAAAGUUAUAGUGAUUGUACACCACUAGAACAGACUUCAUGUAGGCUACAAAUGUAAGACUAUUCUAUUCUGGAGUUGGUGUUAACAAAUGAAUGGAAACUCACUGAAGUUGAAGGUCUAUUAUAUAAGUGUAAGAUCACAACUCCUUUGAAUUUGCCUGUCUAAGGUCACCCCAGAAUAGGAUGAUUAUAUGUUUUUUUUUUUUUUUUUUUUUUUUCUCUCUUAACAUUUGUAUCUCUCUAGGUACGACAUAAAUCCAUUCCUGUUAAAGGAAUGCUGUAUCUAUGAUAUGGAAAGUAAGCCUCUUGUUUUGUAAGCUUUUUGUGUAGUGAGAUAUUUCAGUUCCACCAUUAAAAAGUAUCUUGAA